Octodon degus (degu) is the source of this 503-nucleotide messenger RNA. It is a transcript of the gene Anp32d, whose product is annotated as acidic nuclear phosphoprotein 32 family member D. The record is from RefSeq and is a predicted model, not a curated record. Lineage: Eukaryota; Metazoa; Chordata; Mammalia; Rodentia; Octodontidae. The transcript has a single exon. Gene Ontology annotation, molecular function: histone binding. Gene Ontology annotation, cellular component: nucleus; perinuclear region of cytoplasm. The annotation marks the transcript as partial. Gene Ontology annotation, biological process: regulation of apoptotic process; nucleocytoplasmic transport.
UCGAGAACCGAGCGGAGCUGGUUGAGCCUUCAAAGUCCUAAAACGCGCGGCCGUGGGUUCGGGGUUUAUUGAUUGAAUUCCGCCGGCGCGGGAGCCUCUGCAGAGAGAGAGUGCGAGAGAUGGAAAUGGACAAACGGAUUCAUUUAGAGCUGCGGAACAGGACGCCCUCUGAUGUGAAAGAACUCGUCCUGGACAACUGUCGGUCGAACGAUGGCAAAAUCGAAGGCCUCACAGAUGAGUUCGAAGAACUGGAAUUCUUAAGUACAAUCAACACUGGCCUCACCUCAGUCGCGAACUUACCAAAGUUAAACAAACUCAAGAAGCUUGAACUAAGCGAUAACAGAAUCUCAGGGGGCCUGGAAGUAUUGGCAGAAAAGUGUCCGAAUCUUACGCAUCUAAAUUUAAGUGGCAACAAAAUUAAAGACCUCAGCACAAUAGAGCCCCUGAAGAAGUUAGAAAACCUCAAGAGCUUAGACCUUUUCAACUGCGAGGUGACCAACCUG